UGAGGAUCGAUAAUAAAAUUCAAAGAAAAUGUAUUCAAUUAAAGUGGACAAAACGCUGCAGCAAUUUACAAAAAUCUUUUACCAAAUUGGAAUAUGGCAAAAUGACGAAGAACCAAAUUACCGGAAAAUUGGCAAGAAAAUAUUCUACACUUCGUUCGGCGCUUUGUUACCAAUUUUUUAUGUGACAAAUGUUUUUCUAUGUGACGAUCGAAAUGAAUCGAUUUUUUCGGUUCAGGCUGUAAUUAUGACGACGGUUAUAUACGUCAAAUCUUUGUACCUUCUCUUCAAGAAACCUGAAAUCCUGGCUUUCUUAAAUGAUCAGAUCGUGGUCCACUCAAUCGAAAAUCGUGAAGAAUAUGAGCGAGCGAACAAAAAGAUAAAAAAAUUUAUCGGAUUUGUGCGGCCCUAUUUUCUCUCAAUAUCUAUAACUGCUGCCCUGCUCAUUCUUAUAAAACUGCCGACAUUCUCAACCGAUAAAGGAUUGCCAGUUUUCAUUAGCUUUUCGUGGAAUAAUUCAGAAAUGGUUUAUUGGUUGGCGUACUUGUUCGUAUCGUUGUCAGUAGUGUUGUACAGCGUUGUAAACUAUAUUACUGCACUAAUUUGGUACAUAAUGUUGAAUUAUUCCAUCGAGUACGAAUUGCUGGGAAAUAAAUUGAAAAACGUGGGGGGACCAACGGUAACAACAAUAAAAAAUCAGGAUAAAAACGAAAAACAAAAGAAAAACAGGGAACAGGAGCUGAGCGAGAAAACCUUCAAUUCGGUACCACAAAGUAACAAAUUUGUGGAAAAUUUAAUCAUUGUGGUUAAAUCACACCGAAACAUGAUCGAAACAGUCCAGCGAUUUAGAUCCUGUUUUUCAACAUUAUUUAUGGCCCAAAUCAUAACCAGUGGCAUUAUUAUUUGUGUUGCAGUUUACAGUUUAGGCUUUGCGUCCAACCAAAAUAUUGUUCAGACAGAAAUGUAUUGUUGCAUCUUGUGCUAUGGAAUUUUUGAUAUUUUUAUGGUUAUGUACCUGGCAAACGACAUUACCGAUGCGAGUGACCGAUUAUCUUACUGCUUAUUUCAGUCAAAUUGGAUUGAGCAAACUGAAUCAUGUAAGAAAUAUGUUCUGAUCAUGGGCGAAGUGUUGAAGCAACCACAACAGUUGGUGGUCUUGAUAUAUCCAAUGAACUUGGAAACUUUUAUGCGGAUUAUUAAAGGAGCCUACAGCAUGUUCAACAUAUUGAAACAGUUUCAGUGAAGAAUUGAAAAU
Messenger RNA from Bradysia coprophila, 1252 nucleotides. Its product is annotated as odorant receptor 46a-like. Gene Ontology annotation, molecular function: odorant binding; olfactory receptor activity. Gene Ontology annotation, biological process: detection of chemical stimulus involved in sensory perception of smell; sensory perception of smell. The record is from RefSeq and is a predicted model, not a curated record. Gene Ontology annotation, cellular component: plasma membrane. Lineage: Eukaryota; Metazoa; Arthropoda; Insecta; Diptera; Sciaridae.